Cydia splendana is the source of this 950-nucleotide messenger RNA. Its product is annotated as RNA-binding protein 48. The transcript has 2 exons. Bases 59 to 940 code for a protein of 293 amino acids. The record is from RefSeq and is a predicted model, not a curated record. NCBI's taxonomy places the organism in Eukaryota, Metazoa, Arthropoda, Insecta, Lepidoptera, Tortricidae. Gene Ontology annotation, molecular function: nucleic acid binding. Gene Ontology annotation, cellular component: nucleoplasm.
AAAUAAAAACAGUAAAGAAAAAUAUAUUUCGUUUCGGUUUUUGACUGAUUAUUACGAAAUGUUGGAAGAGAAUAGUGAUGAUAAAAUUAUUCUGCCUCACCACGAGCAGCAGCAGCUGUGUACAACGCGGCUGCCCUACCGCCAAGGCCGCAAACUUACUGCUGUUAAGGUUUAUACUAUCAACAGCGAAUCUAACCACCUCCUAAUAUUCGGUGUCCCGUCCCUCAAUCUGCGACAAGAAGCCAAGGCCCUAUUUCAGAAAUUUGGCAGGUUAAAAUCAUUUAAUUUGGCAAAGGAUUACAAAAGUGAACAGUUUACGGAGACCUACCAUGCUGUUUUCGAGAAAAUACAGUCUGCUAGGAUAGCUAAGAGAAUGUUAGACACUAAAAACUUCUAUGGAGGUUCAUUGCAUGUAACUUAUGCUCCAGAAUUAGAAGAUUUAGAUGAAACAAGAAUUAAAUUGUUGCAAAGAAAACAUGAUGUUUUAACUCGGCUGAGAAACUUGCAGAAUGAACUAGAUACAAUUGUCAAAAAAGUUGAAAUUGAGCCAGAAGUUGAACAAAUUGUGCCAAAACUAAAUAUGGGUGAAACUAAUGUGAUUUCUCAAGAUGGUUCAAUUAGGAAACGAAAACUUAAAGAAUAUGUUGAAGAGAAAAGAUAUAAACCAUGUUUUAUUACUAAUGAAGUUAAAACAAUAGAAGUAGAGGUAAUUAAAAGUCCUUCUAAUUUUGUAGAUAGACUUCCAAAAGUAACCGUAGAAAGGCCUCAUACAUUUGAUACAGCAGAUAAAAACAUAGAAAUAGUAGACUGUACUUCCACAGAUGUAGAAACUAUUACAAAUGUGAAUGAACAUGACAACAUGAAGGAUGGUGUUAAAAUUUAUAAAAUACCAGAAAAACCUUUAAAUAAAAUCAAAUUUAAUGUAAAUAAAAAGAGUUAGAAUUAAAUAA